This is a messenger RNA of Cladophialophora immunda, 838 nucleotides long. RefSeq lists its product as uncharacterized. The transcript has a single exon. Gene Ontology annotation, cellular component: external side of plasma membrane. Lineage: Eukaryota; Fungi; Ascomycota; Eurotiomycetes; Chaetothyriales; Herpotrichiellaceae. Bases 83 to 784 code for a protein of 233 amino acids. Gene Ontology annotation, biological process: DNA damage response. The record is from RefSeq and is a predicted model, not a curated record.
CUUCAUUACAUUUUGACCCCCCCUCCCCCUCCCACAAUAUCUUCAUUUCAAAUCUGCGGGGCCUCUGAGAUCUGUUGACAUCAUGGCAUCCCCUCCGACGUUGAUCCAUAUACAAGGCCACGCCACCAUCACCACGACCGCACAGCGAGCGGUGCUGAAUCUAGCCGCCUCCGACACAGGCUCGGACAAGGACCAAGUCUCCGGCCACGUGGUGUCGACCGUGAACGAGAUCCAAGGCGACCUGGACCAGCUGUGUCCGCGCCUGGAGAACGGCGACAUAUCCCCCGCGGCGCCCGUGAGCUUCUACUCGAUCGCCUCGCUCUCCAUCUCCGCGGCGGACGAAUACAACGGCAAAGGCGUCCGGCUGGAGAAGAAGCGCUACAGCGCCAACUCCAACAUCGCCAUCCACUUCCGCGACUUUGCCUGUCUGGGCCAGAUGGUCGUCCGCCUGUCGAGCAUGCCGCACGUCGAGCUGCGGGGCAUCGAUUGGCAGCUGGAGGAUGGGAGGAAGGCCGAGCUGGACGAGCAGGCCCGGUUGAAGGCGCUGCAGCACGCCAUCUCCCGGGCCCAGGCGUACGGGACCAAGAUCGGCAGGGACAAGGUCACUUGCGUCAAGAUCGAGGACGUGCAGGACAGUUGGCCGAUGGGCCGGGUCAUGCAGACCAAGCGGAAGGUCACGAGCUCUGCGACUUUUGAGGUUGGCGUGGGCAUCGAGUUCGAGCCGCAGCUUGUCGAGGUCAACGCAACGCUCGCCGUCGAAUUCCACGCCGAGAACUACUUAUAAGAGGAGGAGGGUUGGGUCAAUACCACCGCCACUACUACUACUACUACUACUACU